GAACUUGUCCUACUCAAGAUCUUCAACGUGGGCAGCAGGUAUUUGGUGAACCGGGUAGACCACAUCCAGAGCCGGAUAGUGUACUACCUCAUGAACAUCCACGACCCGAGGUCCAUCUACCUGUGUCGUCACGGAGAGAGCGAGCUCAACCUCGUGGGUCGCAUUGGGGGGGACUCUGGGCUGUCGCCUCGAGGGCUCAAGUUUGCCAGUGCUCUGGGUACGUACAGUGGUCAGUGUAUCAGUGACCUGAAGGUGUGGACGAGUCACAUGAAGAGGACCAUCCAGACCGCAGAGGGUCUGGGAGUUCAGUACGAGCAGUGGAAAGCUCUCAACGAGAUCGACGCUGGGGUUUGCGAGGACAUGACGUACGAGGAGAUCCAGGAGCAUUACCCAGAGGAGUUCGCACUGAGAGACCAAGACAAAUAUCGCUAUCGCUACCCCCGAGGAGAGUCAUACGAGGACCUGGUGCAGCGUCUGGAGCCAGUCAUCAUGGAGCUGGAGAGGCAGGAGAACGUUUUGGUCAUCUGUCACCAGGCUGUCAUGAGGUGUCUGCUGGCAUACUUCCUGGACAAAAGUGCAAAUGAGCUGCCCUACCUGAAGUGUCCUCUCCACACAGUCCUGAAACUCACGCCCGUCGCCUACGGUUGUAAAGUGGAGUCCGUCUUCCUCAACAUCGAAGCCGUCAACACGCACAGAGACAAACCAGAGAACGUGGAUGUCGACAGAGAACCGGCGGAGGCGUUGGAGACGGUCCCUGACCACAUCUAGAGCUGAUCUGAUCUCCUCCUACUGUCAUGGAAAGUGGCCUUUUUUAAUUUAACUAAUCUUACUUUUCAUUGUUGUGAUCACGGUCAUGAAAUGGACACAACAUGUGAUGCAUAAACAAUCAGGAGUUUUCCUCCGAUGAGCGCAUACUUCCAUUAUAAACGCACUUUAUCCUGCAGGACUCAGGCCAAAUGUCUGUGAUACGAAGAUGAGGCUUCCUUUACCGACCACAACACGUCAGAAACUUAAACUUUAUCUUCCUCCGUUCUUGUGCUAAUAGACUAACCACCAGCGUACGAUUAUUUAAAGAUCUCUGAGGUUUCAUCCUUUGAGAACAGGAAGUGUUCAGCUGGAAGGUUUUCUGUUUCUCCUCGUAACAGUGACUCAAACAGGAAACGUUUGCACAGUGUUGACAUAAAAGGGAAUUAUUUGACAUGUUGACAACCGCUUUCUUCACCUCUCUCGUGUCUGUUAGCAUGCUUUAGCUUAGCGCAGCACAAAGACUGGAAACAGAUCAGUGCUGUAACUACGCUCAGCCGUCAUCGCGUCUUUGUACGGUCAUAAUUAUUCUCAAUUCAAAUCUUAAUCACGUUUUUAAAUCACAUUAUUUCGCACUUACAAAUACAAAUUAUUAGGCUUUUAUUUUGACCC
This is a messenger RNA of Labrus bergylta (ballan wrasse), 1416 nucleotides long. Lineage: Eukaryota; Metazoa; Chordata; Actinopteri; Labriformes; Labridae. The record is from RefSeq and is a predicted model, not a curated record.